Messenger RNA from Camelina sativa (false flax), 1314 nucleotides. Lineage: Eukaryota; Viridiplantae; Streptophyta; Magnoliopsida; Brassicales; Brassicaceae. The record is from RefSeq and is a predicted model, not a curated record.
GAUAUUUUCAAAGUUGUCGGUUUGUAUUUUUUUUUUCAUAUGUCAAAUAUCUAGUUCUUCAGUUUCUUCCACCGAUUUAACGAAACCGUGAAAGAAUUUGGGCUGAUUUUCUGUAAUCUGUGAAGGUAAUCCAUGAUUCAUCGUUUUGCUAUUGUAUUUCCGAUCUCCUUGAUUUGUUUUUUUGGAGAGUUUUUAAUAAUUAUCGAUUUCUUUUUUGUUCCCAUCGUUUCAUUUGGAACUAAGUUCCAAUCGAAGCAUCUGUAAAUUUGAUUUCCUGUUAACAGAUAAUCGGUUAAAUCCAUUGUAUGCUUGCUGAAACUCGUCUAGAUCGAAAUCACAUCUGAUCGAUGAGUCAACCAUUCGUAUCAGUUUGGCAUAAGAGCAUGGAAUCAUGGUUGUUUUCGUUGAGUAUGGUUCAACAAACUCUUCUCAGACUGGUGAUUUGUGGUGGCUAUUUCUCUCAAACCAUAAUGAAAAAUGAUGGACAUAAAGCUUUGUGAAUGGGACAGAAUCUGCUUUAGAUGCAGAAAAGAAAAAGAAAAGGAUUAGCGAUGAGAGGUGGCGGCGGAGAAGAAGGAUCGGAGUUGAGUGUUGCACUGUUGAAAAGUUCUCAUACGGCGGAGGAAGACGGUGGAGAACUGAAGACUAGGGUUUGGGUUGAGACAACAAAGCUAUGGCAAAUCGUUGGUCCAGCCAUAUUCAGUCGAAUAACGUCGUACUCGACGCUUGUCAUCACUCAAGCUUUCGCUGGUCAUCUUGGCGAUCUCGAACUAGCCGCCAUCUCCAUCGUUAAUAGCGUCAUCGUUGGCUUCAACUUUGGUCUCUUGCUUGGAAUGGCGAGCGCGUUGGAAACGCUGUGUGGGCAAGCGUUUGGAGCAAAGAAGUAUCACAUGUUGGGAAUCUAUAUGCAGCGUUCUUGGAUUGUUCUCUUCUUCAUUCCUAUUUAUGCAUUAUGAAAUACUUUUCAUUGAAUAAGAUUCAGUAUCUUUUACUACAGUAGAUUGUUGUUGCCUCGUCGAAAGAAAAAAUUAUAAUCAUUUGUCUGUUAAAUAUUGAAUACAGCACUUGUAAAGAAUAUACCAGAUGAUGACGAAGUGACGAUUUGUCAUCCAAAACGAAGGUGGAAAAUCAAGAAAAGGAAGUAAUUGUUAAACCAAAAAAAAUGAAGUUAUGAAGCAUUUCAGAUUAAAGACCAUGGACGAAAUCUUCUUCGAGACAUGAUAAAUGGAUUGUUUAUCCACAACGAUGUCACAAUAGAUGAGAAUGUGUUCAAUUUCUUUUACCAAAUAACGUAAUGAUAUACAGAUAAAUACA